Lactuca sativa (garden lettuce) is the source of this 477-nucleotide messenger RNA. RefSeq lists its product as uncharacterized. The record is from RefSeq and is a predicted model, not a curated record. Lineage: Eukaryota; Viridiplantae; Streptophyta; Magnoliopsida; Asterales; Asteraceae.
AUGCAGAGCCGUCAGAAGAGCUAUGCUGACCAUGUGGGAGACUUCAUCUUGCUAAAGUUGUCACCAUGUAAGGGUGUCAUUCGGUUUCGAAAGAGGGGAAAGUUAGGGUUCCGAUAUAUUGGACCGUUCAGGAUUUCCACUCGGGUUGGCAAGGUGGCUUACCGUUUCGAUAUUCCGGACGAGCUUAACCAGAUUCAUAACACCUUCCAUGUGUCUCAGCUGUGGAAGUGUGUCGCAGACGAGGCUGCCGUUAUUUCUUUAGAUGACAUUCAGGUGGAUGAGAGCCCGAACUACAUUGAGAGGCCCGUUGUGGUCUUGGAUAGGAAAACUAAGGUUCUCCAUAACAAAGAGGUGAAGCUAGUGAAGGUGCAAUGCCAGCACCAGAAGGGAUCGGAGUGGACAUGGAAGCCGGAGGAGGAGAUGCGAGAGCAUUACCCGGAUUUGUUUGCGUCCACAGACGUCAAGGACGAAGUCUAG